Molecule: messenger RNA, 408 nt
Organism: Naumovozyma castellii
Lineage: Eukaryota; Fungi; Ascomycota; Saccharomycetes; Saccharomycetales; Saccharomycetaceae
Gene: HAP3
Product: Hap3p
Exons: 1
Coding region: 1-408 (135 amino acids)
Source: RefSeq, a predicted model, not a curated record
AUGACAGGAGACACAUCACACGGUCAGGGAUUCCACGAGAGGGACAUCCACGAAUUAAGGGAGCAGGACAGAUGGUUACCCAUCAACAACGUCUCACGUCUUAUGAAACAUACGUUACCAGGCUCAGCUAAGGUCUCCAAGGAUGCCAAGGAGUGCAUGCAGGAGUGUGUUAGCGAAUUUAUCUCUUUUGUGACUAGUGAGGCUAGUGACAGAUGCGCUACCGAUAAGAGGAAGACGAUCAAUGGGGAGGAUAUUCUGAUAUCGUUGCAUUCAUUGGGGUUUGAGAACUACGCUGAAGUGCUGAAGAUAUACUUGGCCAAGUAUCGAGAGCAACAGGCCUUGAAGGCCCAACAGCAGAAUCCCGAGCUGGACUCGAAGAUAGAGGAGAACCAGGACCAGACAACAUGA